UGUUCAGCUUGGAGUGCCACUCCAGCUUCAUACGGUUGCUCAAAUGGUCGAGAGAGGAGCUGGCGGCCAUCUUGAAUGGAUUUCUCUGUAAGUCGAGACUAGAUAGAGAAAAGGGGUAGAGAGGAUGAGAGAAAGGUGAGUUGGAGAAAGGAAAGAGGAGGGGAGAGGGAAGGACGGGAAAAAAGAGAUGAGAUGGAUGGGGGGUGGCCAAGAGGAGAGCCGGUGAGAGAGGGGCUGCUUUGGGUUUGGCUCCCGACUGAUUGGGUGUUUGGUGGGUUUGCUGUGUGUCGCCGUUGCCCUCACUAUCUCCGGUCGGUCCCCCGCGGCUCGACUUGUUCAGAGAAAAACUUUACUCGGUUGGUCUUGGUCAUUGGGAAAUCCCCCAUCUUGCUACUAGAUAAUCGCUACCUUACAAAACAAUUAGACAAGGAAAUGUGUCCGAGAAUCUCAUCCCACUAUCGUGUUAUUUUCUUUUUUCCCCUCUCCCUUGAACGUUCACAACUGUACGAAGUAGUUCCCAUCACGAAUCAAUCGGGGCCUCGAUUAGGUUGGGCCGUGCUUUGCCAUCCGACAAGGCAAAGACAUAAGAAAAAAAAAAAAAGAAAAAAAAAGAAAGAAAAAAAAAAAGGGUACCUGAACCUGAUUUGGUUUUAGUCACCCACAUGACAAAGUCACUGGAUUCUGUUCGUCUCCACCGACUAAGAGGUACUCCGUUCAAGGUACAUCUCGACGGUCCAGGAUGCAGCAGGACAACGCAUCCCACCAG
Aspergillus steynii IBT 23096 is the source of this 766-nucleotide messenger RNA. RefSeq lists its product as uncharacterized. The record is from RefSeq and is a predicted model, not a curated record. The transcript has a single exon. The coding region runs from base 193 to 654 and encodes 153 amino acids. NCBI's taxonomy places the organism in Eukaryota, Fungi, Ascomycota, Eurotiomycetes, Eurotiales, Aspergillaceae.